This is a messenger RNA of Plasmodium malariae, 1368 nucleotides long. Its product is annotated as V-type proton ATPase subunit H, putative. The coding region runs from base 1 to 1368 and encodes 455 amino acids. NCBI's taxonomy places the organism in Eukaryota, Apicomplexa, Aconoidasida, Haemosporida, Plasmodiidae. Gene Ontology annotation, cellular component: vacuolar proton-transporting V-type ATPase, V1 domain. The transcript has 3 exons. The record is from RefSeq and is a predicted model, not a curated record. Gene Ontology annotation, molecular function: proton-transporting ATPase activity, rotational mechanism. Gene Ontology annotation, biological process: proton transmembrane transport.
AUGGCAAAUGAUAGUGGAAUUAGCGUUAUUACAAAAAUUGUGGAAUCUGAACAGAAGAAUCAAAUACUACAUGAUUCCAUUUUAAACAAAAUGCCAUGCUAUGACAAGUACGCAGAGAUUAACAUUUUGUCUUCGGAAGAAGUACAGUUGUUAAAAAAAUUUCAUGAUUUCAACAAAAAGGAAAAAUUCGAUUAUUUUAAGGAAAAUGAUAUGAUUGUAUCUGUAUUAUUUAAUUGUCUUCAAACAGAUUUUAAUAUUCAUUUAAUUCAAUAUGUAUUAACAAUAUUUUAUGAAAUUAUAAGAAAUGAUGGAAGUUCUUAUAGUUAUAUUUUAAGUAUACUAAGUGAUAAAAACUUAUAUACCUAUUUAAUGAAAUUGUGUACACACAACGAUAUUUAUAUAGCUGAUAAAAGUUCUUUCCUACUGUCUGGGAGCUUUUGCUAUAACAAUAAUUAUUUUACAGAUACAGAAAUAAAAGAUUUUAUUUUAAAAAUAGACUUUUUUAAUGUAACAGAAGAAGGGAAAAUGGAUAUAUAUAUAAAUAUAUUAAAAAUAGAUGAAUAUAGAAAAGAUAUAUACGAAUUAGAACAAUUUUUAACAAUAAUAAAUAAAAAUUUAGAUUUGGCUAAUAAUAAUGCUAAUAAGCAGUACAAAUCCGUUUUCUGUGUAUGGUUACUUACAUUUAAGGAUUAUUUUAUUAGGAAAUUAUAUAAAAACAAUAUUAUUAUAGUUGUAAUUAAUUUAUUUAAAAAAUGUAGAGUAGAAAAGAUAUUAAGGGUAUCUCUAAAUAUAAUUAAGAAUAUAAUGCAUAUGGAUGAUUGCUUUGAGAUUAUAGUAGAUAACAACAUAAUUCAAACAUUAACUGUUCUACAAUAUGACAAAUGGAGAGAUAACGAUAUAUAUGACACAAUAGUUCAGCUUUUACACAAAUUGGAUCAGCGCGUGAAGAACUACAGCAAUUUUGAGAGGUACUGUCAUGAACUUUCAAAUGGAAAAUUAAAAUGGUCCAUUUUGCACACAGAAAAAUUCUGGCUCGAAAAUGUAAUGCAAUUUGAGAAGGAUGAAUUUAAAGCUAUACAACAGUUAUCGGAUAUAAUAAAAAAUUAUGCCCACAAUUUUGCACAUAAGAAUGAUUCAAAUCAAACAAAAGAGGAAGUAGACAAUGUGACAGUGGCUGUAGCAUGUUUUGACAUUGGAGAGUUUGCAAGGUUAUAUCCAAAUGGAAAGAAAAUUUGCCAGAAAUUUAAAAUAAAAGAAAAUGUUAUGAUUUUAAUUGCAACAAAGGAUAGGGAUAUAGUUCGAGAAGCGCUGCUGUGUGCGCAGAAAAUUAUGUUGAAUAACUGGCAAAGUUUAUCAAAUGCAAAAUAA